Oldenlandia corymbosa var. corymbosa is the source of this 977-nucleotide messenger RNA. Lineage: Eukaryota; Viridiplantae; Streptophyta; Magnoliopsida; Gentianales; Rubiaceae. The record is from the annotation of a GenBank genome assembly.
GGCACCGGGAUGAUGAUGAAUUCGGUGGUUUUUCUGUUGCCAGAAUGACAUAUAACCGUAUCUAAAUUUAGUAAAACCAUGGGGUCACUUCCCCUGCAGCUUAUUUCUAGCAAAUUGGUGAAGUGGUUCUAUCAGAAGAGGCAAUCCCAUGUGAGCAUCAAACUACUUAUGUUUCUAACUGGACCACAAUCUACUUAACUUUCCUCAGCCAAUAAUUUUCCAUCACCACAAAUUUGUUCUCCAUCAGGGUAUAUAUAUGUGUAUCCACUCCAAGUUUAUAGCAUAGCUCAAUCCAGCAAAAAAUUUUGAAAUCACCAAUCUCCAGCUUCAUUCCUUGCUCCAUUUUGUAACAUUUUUUGUAUCUUUUUUGUUUACAUCCAAAUUUACAAACAGAGAUAUGGCCAUCCGUUUGCCUCGUGUUCUUCAAGCUAAGCAACUCUUGAAGCGGGCUAAUUCCUUCACAUCCAACAAUGCUUCAUCAGUAGAUGUUCCAAAAGGUUUCUGCACGGUUUAUGUGGGAGAAAGUGAUGAGAAGAGAAGAUACGUGAUUCCCAUUGCUUACCUGAACCAGCCUUCAUUCCAAGAAUUAUUGAGCCAAGCAGAGGAAGAAUUUGGUUAUGAUCAUCCAAUGGGGGGUUUGACAAUCCCUUGCAGAGAAGACAUCUUCCUUGAUCUUACUUCUCGGCUUAGUCGAAAUUAAACGUAUGAGUUCAUUAGUUCAUGGCGGUGGAGUACUUUGUUAGAGUUGAGACAGUGAACCAAAAUUUUGUAACUUAAUUAUGCAGAGGAAAAAGAUAAAGAGUAGAUCUCAGUGAUGUACAUACAGUUAUAAGCUCCCUGCUUUUAACAUUUAGGCACUCUUUUUACAUCAAUUUGAACUUAUAUUGACAGUCCUUUUUAGCCUAUUAUUUUUCGCAUUUUCAUGGAAACCAUAAAGUUGAAUUAACCGUUGGCUCUUGCUCCAAUACGUAACGCCA